AUGUGCUUCGGAGCGAAAGGAAGGACGAUCGUUACUGGAGACGGGCUCGGCCACAUCAAGGUGUACAACCAAGCUAACUACACCGAGCUCAAGAACUACACGUACGCCGAGUGCAAGGGAAAGGCCCACGAAGGCAACGUUCGAGCUCUCAUCUUGGUCGAGGAACACUCCCUGCUUAUCUCAGCCUCAAGCGAUCGAUCAAUCUCGAUCCACGAUGAAUCGAAGCGGGAUGGCGGUGCGUUGUUGCGGCGAAUCACCAACGCCUCUUGGUCAGAGAUCACGGUUCUUCGGUACAGCUCCCACCUAGGUCUCAUCGCUUCUGGCAACACCGACGGCUCCAUUCAGCUGUGGAACUUCGAGCAAGCCCGACACGAGGGGUGUUGCGAGGAGCUGCACCAGUACCCGGUAACGUGCCUGGCUUUCCUGGACCCCUUUCCGAUACUCCUGUCCGCCGACGCUGCCGGUCACCUGUCGCUGUGGCCUGUUCCACCGGCCAGGGUGGGGCUCAGGUACAAGCGUAUAUUCACGUGGAUCAACAAACAGCCUGUCUCGGACCGCAUGUACGGUGGAGGGGGCCAGGCUGACGGAGAGACACCGGUCGCCGUCACUGCCUUAGAGUGCCAGGGACGUAGUAAGAGGCUCGUAGCCUUUGCGAACAGGUUGAGGAUGGAAAGGCCCGAGAAGGGUCGAGGGUACCUUCGAGCAAGGUGA
This is a messenger RNA of Ectocarpus siliculosus, 711 nucleotides long. NCBI's taxonomy places the organism in Eukaryota, Phaeophyceae, Ectocarpales, Ectocarpaceae. The record is from the annotation of a GenBank genome assembly.